UACGUCAACAUCACCUGUAGCGUAUUCAUUACGCCGAUUCUGUUGGAAAAUGUUUUUUAACAGAAGCAAACUAAACGAAACGUGGAGGGACUUACCAAAAACGGUCGUCUUGUUAUGUUUGCUUCCGUUUGGUUCUUAAACGCUAAACCAUAGACAGUACUCUGUAAGUAAACGGUUUCCGUAAUGAAUAUGCCCCUGCUCGACAGCAAUCAGCGCGGGCACCUUCACCAAAGCAUCGAAUCACAGAGUUUCUAAACCCAGAGGCGCAACAUUACGAGACUUCCGGGAAUGCUGGCUAAACAGACGAGACGGGAAGUCAAGUGAACAAUUAUUAUUUAGUUUUUAAUUUUCUCUAAAUCUAAAGGCACAACUUAGAUUCGAGCCAAUGUUUUAAGUAGUCGAACAUGGUAUUACCCCAAUCUUGUGAAAGUAACAAACGGACACGUUUUCAUUUUCGUCAAAAACUACUUGAUAUCGAAAGAUUUCCGUUGAUUUGACGGCCUGYACAUGCGGAGUUCGGUGCUAGACGACCGUUAGUCCCGAUUACAUGUUGAUACGCAUGAGCCUUGCUAUCCAACGUCGCCAUGACAUCGCCUACAAGUGUGAUCGGGGAAUUMUAUUGGAGAAGCAGUUUUAGCCUGYCUUCAUACUGUACCGUCUUUGAUCAAAUUAAUUGUCCGGCAAAAGCAUAACGUAGCUAGCUGGCUAGCUAAAAUGUAUCUCUCUAAAUUAUUACGUUGUUAAUUAUGUGAGUAAUCAAAUGUUUGCAAUUGGCUAUACUUUGCGAUAAAAUAACCAAUAGCUGAAUGACGUCGAUAACUGAUCUAUUUAGCUAGCUAGGCUAGCUUGGUAUUGGUAACAUUUGUCAUGUACAGCUAAUCAGUUUGUUGGAGAAAGAAAAUGAUAUCUAUCCAAUAGUAUAAUCUACGAUGACGAGAAGAUUGUAGUGUGGAAACCAUGAAAAGAUCUAGAAGUGUUGGUGCGUCUUCACCUUUGAAUGGGAUUGGGAAACAAGCUAUCUCAGGAGGAUGUUCUGGCUAAUGGCCACUGUGCUACUGUAACUGCUGUGAGUUGAGACCUCACCUGAACCGUUGUCAUGUGGUAAGAUGGGGACUCCCGGAGGAAGAGGAAGUUGGCGGAGAUCUCUCAGGCCCUGAACGUGACGCCAGUUGACGUGGCAGUGCUGAGGAGGAUGGCCAUCAGCGAGGGGGGGCUGCUCACUGAUGAGAUCCGCUGUAAAGUGUGGCCACGGCUGCUCAACGUGCCCACCGACAUCCUGCCUGAGAAACCAGAGGAAGUAGAGCGGGAGAAUAAUAAGGACUAUAACCAGGUGCUKUUGGAUGUCCAGCGUUCCCUGCGAMGAUUCCCUCCUGGCAUGCCAGACGAGCAGCGUGAGGGCCUYCAGGAGGAGCUGAUUGACAUCAUCCUGCGGGUGCUGGGAAGGAACACUCAGCUGCACUACUACCAGGGCUACCAUGACAUCGUGGUCACCUUCCUGCUGGUGCUGGGCGAGCGGCUUGCUACUGCUCUGGUGGAGAAACUCUCCACGCACCACCUCAGGGACUUUAUGGACCCCACCAUGGACAACACUAAACACAUCCUUAACUAUCUGAUGCCAAUCAUCGAGAGGGUCAAUCCAGAGGUGCAUGACUUCAUGCAGCAGGCGGAGGUGGGCACCAUCUUUGCCCUUAGCUGGCUCAUCACCUGGUUUGGCCAUGUCCUGUCAGAUUUCCGACACGUCGUGCGGUUGUAUGACUUCUUCCUGGCCUGCCAUCCCCUGAUGCCAAUCUACUUUGCUGCUGUGAUUGUGCAGUACCGGGAGGAUGAGGUGUUGGACUGUGAGUGUGACAUGGCAUCGGUGCACCACCUCCUGUCCCAGAUCCCCCARGACCUGCCCUACGAGACGCUCAUCAGCCGCGCAGGAGACCUCUUUGUCCAGUUCCCCCCCUCCGAGCUGGCCAGGGAGGCUGCCCAGCAGUACAGUCAACAGAUGGCGCCCUCCACCUUUAAAGACUUUGAUCUGACCCCGGAGCAGCAGAGGCCGGACACGGUGCUGCGGAGGCGGCGGAGAGAGAAGCAAGCGCUGAAGGGAGCUGCUGCAGGUGCUAUGGUGGCGACCGCCCAACCCACCGCGGCUCGGCGCUUCGUCCGACUAGCYGUCAUGGGGCUCACUGUGGCCCUGGGGGCAGCCGCCCUAACCCUGGUCAACACGGCCCUAGAGUGGGUGCCCAAACUGGACCUACACCUCUUCCCCUGAGAGAGAGAGAGAGAGAAGGGGACUUGUAGGCGAGCGAAGGGGACUUGUAGGCGAGCGAAGGGGACUUGUAGGCGAGCGAAGGGGACUUGUAGGCGAGCGAAGGGGACUUGUAGGCGAGCGAAGGGGACUUGUAGGCGAGCGAAGGGGACUUGUAGGCGAGCGAAGGGGACUUGUAGGCGAGCGAAGGGGACUUGUAGGCGAGCGAAGGGGACUUGUAGGCGAGCGAAGGGGACUGACGGCCAUUACAGCAGAAGACAUCCACGGGAAGGAGAGAGAAUAGAGAUCUUUGUAAAGAGAAUAUGGAGUUCUUUUCCACAUUUUAAUAUGAAGGACGUGAAUGGGACAGAGACUUGACUGUCGACGUUGUAUUUAAUUUAUAUUUGUUAAUAAAAUAACCGAAUGGUGAUAAAUGUUGUGCUGAGAGAGAUUAAACUAUUAGCAGUGAUGGCAAGCGACAACUUGUAGCAAAGACAGGUUUCCUAGGUUGAAGAGUUGUCACCGGGGUCGAAACUGCUGCCAAUGAAGAGCGUGUGUAAGAGUGUGGAUGUGUCUGAAAUGGCUCCCUAUGUAGUGCACUGUAUAGGGAAUAGGGUUUCAUUUUAGACAGUCUGCGAUCAGGUUCAGGGGUGAGUUAAAUGUCCCUCUGAACCUCACAUGGGCCAUGUUGGCACAAGGACAGAGAUCCCGCUAGCCCGCCACUGGUAUGGUACCCCCCCGGCAGAUCAUCAAGUUGAAUCCUCUGCCUUCAACACAUCAUGUCCCGCUUCCUUUCAUUCUGUACCGAGACCAAAUACACAUGUCUUAGUCCCGUCUUUGUAUGUAUAGCACUUAAUUUUCUAAAGCAUCAUUAUUAUUGUUAAGUAAGUUAUAGGAAAUAUACAUUUUGUACAAACACACCCAUGUUUAACAUUAUAUCAAAUUAAAGGAAUCCAUUUGAGUCUUCUGACCUUAUGGAUGACAAUUUGCAAUAGUUACUUUCCACAGCAUGCCUAAAUUAGGUUAGGUUUGGAAUGGGUUAGCUUUGUGAUCUGUGACAAAGCACCGAUAGCACUCCCAGACAUCCCAUGAGCCUUGGCUUGAUCCCAUGCUUUUAUUGCACAAUAUUGAUGUCCUAUUACAUUGUUUGCACACCCUAUCCUCACAUUUCAACCAAACUCACCAAAUGGCCUGGUCGUAGAAAUGACAAGUUUUUUUGCACAUUUAAUUUUAAGAAAUGUUGCUUGAGCUUAUUGACUACAGUUGACAUGAUUUGAAUGUGUCGCAUUGGACCUACUAAAAUUUGUUCAACAGAGAUACAUGAGUAGAAUCAUGUGUAGUCGACUCGAUUGUGACACGCAGAUACUCAGCGGUGCCUAUUGACUCCCAUCGGUGUUAGCCAUGGAUGGUUUUCAUUGCACUGAAAUAGCCUCAUUCUGUAUCAUUGCAAUGGUUUUUAUCAGCCUUUUAUGUUGAAUUGUUAUAUUUGUCAUGAGAAUAAAAAAUAUAUUAAAAAAAGAUCAAUGCAAACUGCAUAGGUUGAGUG
Salvelinus sp. IW2-2015 is the source of this 3779-nucleotide messenger RNA. The record is from RefSeq and is a predicted model, not a curated record. Lineage: Eukaryota; Metazoa; Chordata; Actinopteri; Salmoniformes; Salmonidae.